AUGGACAGACGAGUAGGAGGAGGAGAGGGGGAGGAGGAGAAGGGGAAAAGGGGGAGGAGAGGGGGGAGUGGAAGGAGAGGGGGGAGGAGAGGGGGGAGUAGAGAGGGGAGGAGAAUGGGGAGAAGAGGGCCCCACCAGCUCACUCUGGAGAAGGAAGUGAAGAAGGUAAUGUUUUCAUACCUCCAGAACUUCCACAGACACCAGUUGACCUACAGACUGAAUCACAGACCCUACAGUCACAGACCCUACAGUCACAGACCUCUACAGUCACAGACCCUAAAGUCACAGACCCUACAGUCACAGACCCUACAGUCCCAGACCCUACAGUCACAGACCCUACAGUCACAGACCCUACAGUCACAGACCCUACAGUCACAGACCUCUACAGUCCCAGAUCCUACAGUCACAGACCUCUACAGUCACAGACCUCUACAGUCACAGACCCUACAGUCACAGACCUCUACAGUCACAGACCUCUACAGUCACAGACCUCUACAGUCACAGACCUCUACAGUCACAGACCCUACAGUCACAGACCUCUACAGUCACAGACCCUCUACAGUCACAGACCCUACAGUUACAGACCCUACAGUCCCAGACCCUACAGUCACAGACCCUACAGUCACAGACCCUACAGUCACAGACCCUACAGUCACAGACCUCUACAGUCACAGACCCUACAGUCACAGACCCUACAGUCACAGACCUCUACAGUCACAGACCUCUACAGUCACAGACCCUACAGUCACAGACCUCUACAGUCACAGACCUCUACAGUCACAGACCUCUACAGUCACAGACCCUACAGUCACAGACCUCUACAGUCACAGACCCUACAGUCACAGACCCUACAGUCACAGACCCUACAGUCACAGACCCUACAGUCACAGACCCUACAGUCACAGACCCUACAGUCACAGACCUCUACAGUCACAGACCUCUACAGUCACAGACCCUACAGUCACAGACCCUACAGUCACAGACCUACAGUCACAGACCCUACAGUCACAGACACUACAGUCACAGACCUCUACAGUCACAGACCCUACAGUCACAGACCCUACAGUCACAGACCCUACAGUCACAGACCCCUACAGUCACAGACCCUACAGUCACAGACCUCUACAGUCACAGACCCUACAGUCACAGACCCUACAGUCACAAACCCUACAGUCACAGACCUCUACAGUCACAGACCCUAAAGUCACAGACCUCUACAGUCACAGACCUCUACAGUCCCAGACCCUACAGCCACAGACCUCUACAGCCACAGACCUCUACAGUCACAGACCCUACAGUCACAGACCCUACAGUCACAGACCUCUACAGUCACAAUCCCUACAGUCACAGACCCUAAAGUCACAGACCUCUACAGUCACAAUCCCUACAGUCACAGACCCUACAGUCCCAGACCCUACAGCCACAGACCCUACAGUCACAGACCCUACAGUCACAGACCCUACAGUCACAGACCUCUACAGUCACAGACCUCUACAGUCACAGACCUCUACAGUCACAGACCUCUACAGUCACAGACCCUACAGUCACAGACCCUACAGUCACAGACCUCUACAGUCACAGACCCUACAGUCACAGACCUCUACAGUCACAGACCCUACAGUCACAGACCCUACAGUCACAGACCCUACAGUCACAGACCCUACAGUCACAGACCCUACAGUCACAGACCUCUACAGUCACAGACCCUGCAGUCACAGACCCUACAGUCACAGACCUACAGUCACAGACCCUACAGUCACAGACCCUACAGUCACAGACCCUACAGUCACAGACCCUACAGUCACAGACCUCUACAGUCACAGACCCUACAGUCACAGACCCUACAGUCACAGACCCUACAGUCACAGACCUCUACAGUCACAGACCCUACAGUCACAGACCCUACAGUCACAGACCCUACAGUCACAGACCUCUACAGUCACAGACCUCUACAGUCACAGACCUCUACAGUCACAGACCCUACAGUCACAGACCUCUACAGUCACAGACCUCUACAGUCACAGACCCUACAGUCACAGACCUCUACAGUCACAGACCCUACAGUCACAGACCCUACAGUCACAGACCUACAGUCACAGACCCUACAGUCACAGACCUACAGUCAGAGACCCUACAGUCACAGACCCUACAGUCACAGACCCUAAAGUCACAGACCUCUACAGUCACAGACCCUACAGUCACAGACCCUACAGUCACAGACCCUACAGUCACAGACCCUACAGUCACAGACCUCUACAGUCACAGACCUCUACAGUCACAGACCUACAGUCACAGACCCUACAGUCACAGACCCUACAGUCACAGACCCUACAGUCACAGACCCCUACAGUCACAGACCCUACAGUCACAGACCUCUACAGUCACAGACCCUACAGUCACAGACCUCUACAGUCACAGACCCUACAGUCACAGACCCUACAGUCACAGACCCUAAAGUCACAGACCUCUACAGUCACAGACCUCUACAGUCACAGACCUCUACAGUCACAGACCCUACAGUCACAGACCCUACAGUCACAGACCUACAGUCACAGACCCUACAGUCACAGACCCUACAGUCACAGACCCUACAGUCACAGACCCUACAGUCACAGACCCUAA
Molecule: messenger RNA, 2622 nt
Organism: Knipowitschia caucasica
Lineage: Eukaryota; Metazoa; Chordata; Actinopteri; Gobiiformes; Gobiidae
Source: the annotation of a GenBank genome assembly